Messenger RNA from Helianthus annuus (common sunflower), 2060 nucleotides. RefSeq names its product bifunctional 3-dehydroquinate dehydratase/shikimate dehydrogenase, chloroplastic. The record is from RefSeq and is a predicted model, not a curated record. Lineage: Eukaryota; Viridiplantae; Streptophyta; Magnoliopsida; Asterales; Asteraceae. The transcript is spliced from 10 exons. Gene Ontology annotation, biological process: shikimate metabolic process; chorismate biosynthetic process. Gene Ontology annotation, molecular function: shikimate 3-dehydrogenase (NADP+) activity; 3-dehydroquinate dehydratase activity. The coding region runs from base 287 to 1846 and encodes 519 amino acids.
ACAAAUCACCAAUUUAUUUAUAUUUUUUGCAGGUUCAAUGUGGGGUUCUUCACGUCCACUUGCACAGAUUUGACUUUUUCAAUGCCAUUAAAAUAACAUAGAUUUACAUCUUCCCCAACAGCUAAUACCUGCCACAUUCACAAGUCAUUUAGAUUUCCACGUAGGACUCACCAACCCCCAAUUUCUUACCAACUUUUUUGCGUAUUUAAACACCGAAUCAAAACCGUGAUUAACCAGAAUCAAAUUUUUGUGAUUUGGGUUUUUGGUUGGUUGGAGAUUAAGGGUGAUGGGUAGUCUCGGCGUGUUGAGAAAAACAACAAUGGUGUGUGUGCCGUUGAUGAGUCAUUCCGUCGAACAGUUGGUGGGUGAUAUGUUUCAGGCCAAGAAUGAAGGUGCUGACCUUGUGGAAAUCCGGCUUGACUUCUUGAAGGAGUUUGAUCCGGUGAAAGAUCUCCGGACGAUUGUCGGUUGUAGACCGCUUCCGAUUGUCGUCGUUUACCGACCAAAAUGGGAUGGUGGUUUCUAUGAUGGUGAUGAGAAGUCAAGGCUAGAAGCACUUAUGCUUGCCAAAGAAUUAGGAGCAGAAUAUAUUGACUUGGAGCUUCAGGUAGCUUCUGAUAUCAUGGAAGAACACAAGCUUGGUCAGCAAAGCAGUUCCAAGAUAAUAGUAUCUUGUUUUGUGGACAGAAUCACAUCUUUGAAGGAGGAUUUAAGCCAUCUUGUAACAAGGAUGCAAUCAACUGGUGCACAUAUCAUCAAACUUGUUGCGACCGCAGCUGAUAUCACAGAAUUAUCAAAAAUCUUUCAUUUGCUUUCACAUUGUCAGAUACCUUUGAUUGCAUACUCAACGGGGGAGCGGGGGCUAAUUAGUCAUUUACUAGGUCCAAAAUUUGGUGGUGUUAUAGUGUAUGGAUCACUUGAAGGAAAACAAGUAGCUGGUCUACCAACACUUGCCAGCCUUAGAGAAGCGUAUGGAGUUGAGAAUAUUGAUGCGGAUACGAAGGUGUUUGGGCUAAUCUCAAAGCCGGUUAGCCAUAGCAAAGGCCCUAUUUUGCAUAAUCCUACUUUUAGACACGUGGGCUUCAACGGUGUUUAUGUUCCAAUGUUUGUGGAUGAUCUUAAACAGUUUUUUAAUGUUUAUCAAAGUCCCGACUUUGCGGGUUACAGUGUUGGAAUACCAUACAAGGAAGCAGUGAUGGAAUUUUGUGAUGAAGUUCACCCUCUUGCUCAGUCUAUAGGCGCGGUUAACACUAUUGUAAAAAGGCACAGCGAUGGGAAACUGAUUGGCUAUAAUACAGAUUGUGAAGCUUCUAUAACAGCAAUUGAGGAUGCUCUAAAAGCUCGAGGUCUCGUAAAUGGAGAAGCAUCCCUCCCUUCCCCUCUUACCGGAAAACAGUUUGUGCUGGCUGGUGCUGGUGGUGCAGGGAGAGCUUUGUCAUUUGGCGCCAAAAUUAGGGGAGCCCGCGUUAUAGUUUUUGAUAUUGACUAUGAUAGAGCAAAAUCACUAGCUCUAGCUGUGUCGGGUGAAGCUCGGCCAUUUGAAGAGUUGGCUAACUUCAAACCAGAGAAAGGUGCAGUCCUCGCCAAUGCAACACCAAUCGGGAUGCACCCAAAUAAAAACCGAAUCCCUGUUCCCGAGGAAACCUUGAGAGAUUACUCUGUUGUCUUUGAUGCUGUUUACACCCCUAGAAAAACUACACUUUUAACAGACGCCGAGGCUGCGGGCGCUAUUAUUGUUAGUGGGGUCGAGAUGUUCCUCCGGCAGGCGGUUGGGCAGUUCAAUCUUUUCACUGGUGGCAAAGCACCUGAGGAAUUCAUGAGAGAUAUUGUUUUAUCAAAGUUCUGAUUGAUUGAUUGAUUUAGAAGAAAAUAUAUUGAUUUAUGAUUAAUAAUCAAACAGAUCCUAGAGUUCAGUAUCAAAUGAAGAGAUUUUGAUAUGAACAUGGGUUGCUGUUGUUCAUUGUUUGGAUACAAUCUGGUGUAUAUUUGUAGACAGACCCCUUAUGUUGUACCAACUCUUGAUCAUCUCUUGAUUUUUUAUUUAAUAUUUUUUAUCCUUG